GUAUCCAGGAUACCAACACUUUUCAUUAAAAAUAAAAAGAGCAAUUAAAACAAUUAAAUCAACAUUUAAUAAAAAAAUCAAUGUAAAUUUUUGUAUAGUUAGCAUAACAUAUUCUAGUGUUGAUAAACAAAACAAACGUUGCCAACAAUACACUGAUAACAAAAUAUUGUACUGGCAUGUUGUUUCUCUUAAUUUAGAACAUAGUUUACAAAACUAAUGCACAAUCACAUUCAAGUUAUUGGAGAAAGAUAAAAGGAAGCAAAAGACAAGUGGAAAACUAUUUAUUACAAGAUAUACAAAACAGAACAUAAAACGCACACAAGAAAAACACAAACAACAACAACAACAACAACAAAAAGUACUAUACAAACAAAUUUAGAAACACGAAAAUCCAUGCAGUCAUCCUGUUGUACCUGUUAAUGCCUAAUUUAAAUGUCAUUACCACAACUCAGGAAUUGGAUUGGACAUGUUUCCUCAAUAAAAACCAUACCAUUAUUUCAAAUAUCAAGAUGCCUACUGCAACAAACUUAACUUUAUGCAGCAAUCACAAACCUCAUAACUGCAUAGAGCUUGCUUACAGAAAAUAUAAGAAAACAAGGUGGUACCAGGUGCAGCACUGCCAUAUACAUAAAAUUAAAUACGCACAAUGUCAAAUGAAAAGCUGGCCCAUAACUCCUGGAACAUACACUACCAGAAUAAAAAUCAACAACAUUAACAAAACACAAACAUAUCACAAAAAAUGGAUACAUAUGUAUGCUUUUUCAAACUGCAUAACAAAAGCUGUAAAAACGUUCAAAAUUAUUAAUAUCGGUCACAGCAAAGUACGUCUGUAUUGGACGAACUCGUUACAUACUAAAUACAAAGACCAGUAUAUUAUCAUUACGGAAGAGAGUGUUCUUCACAUGCCAUAUAAAGUAGCAUCCGAGAAAAGCUGCAGAAAUGGUAACUGCACAAGAGAACUUAUCCUUCAAAAAUGUACAAGGUACAGAGUGUGCAUCGACACAAUGAUGGUAAAUAAAAAUAUAACUAAAUGCGAAAACAUUACAACACCCCGUAAAAAAAACUAUGGUGUAUUAGAAAAGUCUCUUACAGUAUCCAGCAAUCAAACUGUAAUUAUUUUAACCACAAGUGUAUUUUUAAUAUGUACUGGAGUUAUGAUUCUUUUAUGGAAACAUAGAAAACUAAAAUUAGAACAACAACAAUAACGACAACAACAGCGACAGCGACAACAACAACAUAUCUACAGACUAAUUGUACAUGAAGAUGAGCUACUCUCACCACGAAAACAACUGAAACCAAUUUACUGGGAUAUAGAAGAAUUGAACAGUUAUGCUGAUAUUACUGAGUUGUCAGCUUUGCUUUGUAUGAAAAUACAAAAAACAUGAAGUUUUUCUAAGUAAUUCUUUUAUAUAAUUAUGAAAAAUAAAAUUAAAGAUACACAAACAUCUUUUUUAAUAUUUAACUUCAACAGGUUUUUUGCUAAAUUAAAAAACCUUUUUCACUACUAAAUGUUUAUCAGUACAGAAUCAUUUAAUCACAAAUUUACAUAAAAU
Molecule: messenger RNA, 1553 nt
Organism: Hydractinia symbiolongicarpus
Lineage: Eukaryota; Metazoa; Cnidaria; Hydrozoa; Anthoathecata; Hydractiniidae
Exons: 2
Coding region: 420-1205 (261 amino acids)
Source: RefSeq, a predicted model, not a curated record